Messenger RNA from Pisolithus orientalis, 1311 nucleotides. RefSeq names its product histidine phosphatase superfamily. The record is from RefSeq and is a predicted model, not a curated record. Gene Ontology annotation, molecular function: phosphatase activity. Lineage: Eukaryota; Fungi; Basidiomycota; Agaricomycetes; Boletales; Pisolithaceae. The coding region runs from base 1 to 1311 and encodes 436 amino acids. The transcript has 9 exons. Gene Ontology annotation, biological process: dephosphorylation.
AUGUCUAAAGUACUCGGUGUUCUCGUUAUCGCGCGCAAUGGGGACCGUGAAGAGUUCUUCCAAGAUCCAAAGACCUACGAACCAUCUCCAACGAGAAGCACUCCACUCGGUGCGGCCGAGUCUUUCCUUCUCGGUUCCUGCCUCCGUUCUCAAUAUCUGUCUCCGUCUUCCUCAUCGCAAAUCUCGGGAAUCAAACACGGUGUCGUCGACACUCACCAGGUGCACUUUUACGCCAAAGCAGGGGGUGAGGGCGCUGCCAUAUUCGAUUCUACAAUGGCCCUACUUCAGGGUCUCUAUCCUCCCAACCCCAACAACAAAAUUACUCUUGCAAACGAGACCACGAUAGUUGCUCCACUUGGAGGAUACCAAUACAUCCCUAUCGAGACAGUCGAGCCUACAAACGACCGGUCGUUGGAGCCUUGGACCGAUUGUCUGGCGUUCCAGCGACACGUCGCAGAUGUAUAUGCUUCACCAGAAUUUAAGGCGGCUGCGAAGUCUGCUCAGCCUUUCUUCCAAUCUAUCAAGGAUUAUGUCUUCGGGCGUCCUACGACGCUCGAGAACGCGGUGAAUAUCUAUGACUACAUGAACACUCAACUUGUUCAUAAUCAGACUUACGCGUACCGUCUCCCACCAACGCUAAUCGACCAAGCUCGGAACUUCGCUAACUACCAUGAGAGUGCGGUCUUUUCGUCCAAAGAACUCGGCGGGAUCGGAAAUUUGGCCGGUCGGACAAUUUUACACUCGAUCAUCGAUUCUUUGGACCGUAUCGCCUUCAACGGCGACCCUCUCAAGUUCCUUCUGAUCGAAACUAGUUAUCAACCUUUCAUUUCCUUGUUCCAAAUGUUGGGACUAACCAAGGAGUAUCCCGAACUCAUUGCAAUCCCCAACUUCGCCUCCGCAUUCGCCUUCGAGAUCCGUCGCGGACCCGGCCCUGAGAUACGCGAUUUCCUGCGAAUCAAGUUCAAGAAUGGGAGCGACGAAGGCUUCCAGACGUACCAUGCCUUUGGGCAUAAAGCUGAUAUUCCUGUUACCGAGUUUGUAUAUAAACUCGAGAACUACGCCAUCACCUCCCAGAAACAAUGGAACGCCGCGUGCAACCUUCCGUAUGACGCUUACGCGACACACAACGGGGUAUACCUCACAUCAGUGUCUGUAACCGUCCAAGCUGCGCUGGCUGCAAUGCUCUUCGUCGGUUUGCUCGCGUUAUCAAAACGCCUGUGGAGGAGGCGCGGUGUUAGAAGUCAUGCUCAUGGGUAUGAGUAUAGACAUGAGCCCGUGACAGCUGACGUGAAGCGUGGUGUUACGCUCUGA